Molecule: messenger RNA, 2001 nt
Organism: Penicillium roqueforti
Lineage: Eukaryota; Fungi; Ascomycota; Eurotiomycetes; Eurotiales; Aspergillaceae
Product: alkaline phosphatase
Exons: 3
Coding region: 1-2001 (666 amino acids)
Biological process (GO): dephosphorylation
Molecular function (GO): alkaline phosphatase activity
Source: RefSeq, a predicted model, not a curated record
AUGCGCGCCUCUUCUAUCUCCGCGCUGGCAUGUUUUGUCUCGUUCGCGGCAGCCCAGACCUUCCAGCGGUUGGGUGGUUGCCCUGACUUGGGAUGUAUCUUCCCACCUGAUCAGGUCGACUUCCUAGCGGGUCAGUACUUCGACAUCCGUCUCGAAGUACACUCCCCCGUCAAUGGGUCUGAAGCUCGUGUUGGAUCGCCAGACGAGAACUUCACCUUCACCAUCGCCAAGAAGGGCAAUGGAAAGGAGAAGGGUAAAUCUGCUGUCACUGCAGCAAAGUACUUCAAGAUUGAUGAACCCCAGUUGGAAAAGUGGAACUUCACAUGGUAUGAAGAUCUAUUCGCACAGGACGCAGACACGCCUUCCCUUGUCAAUGUGACCUCGAAAAUCUACAGGAGAAUCGCCCUUUAUGAGCCCGGCGAAUACGAGGCUACUCUGACCUACUACGGAAAGCAGAAGACAGUCGCCAACUGGUUUGUUCGUGAUCUUCCUACCAAGAGACGCGCGAAGAACGUCGUUAUGUUCAUCGGAGACGGCAUGACCACCAACAUGAUUACUGCAGCACGUCUCAUUGCCCACCGCAGUAUCAACGGCAAAUACAUGACAAAGAUGGCAUUGGACAAGUUCCCUGUGCUGGGUCACCAGAUGACACACUCCAUGGACUCUUUCAUUACUGAUUCGGCCAACUCCGCAACGGCCCUUUACACCGGUCACAAGACUACCGUCAAUGCUUUGGGUGUCUAUGUGGACUCCUCCAGCGACGCUUUCGAUGACCCGAAAUUCGAGACAAUCGCAGAGAUCUUCCGUCGCCAGCACCCCGGUUCCGGUAUUGGCAUUGUGUCAACUGCCUUUUUGGCAGAUGCUACUCCUGCCGGUCUUGCUGCUCACACUAGCGACCGUGGCGAAUACGACCAUGUCAUCGGCUCAUACUACGAAGGUCUGACCAAGUACGAGUGGACAAACUGGGAUGGUCCCGAUGUGCUCCUUGGUGCCGGUGCAGAGGAUUUCCUCGAGAGCGAGGAAACGCGUGACUACUACAAGCUGUUCGCCGAGAAGGGUUACAACGUAGCCUGGAACAACACAGCGCUGCACAGCGCCCCAAGCAACGAGAAGCUGCUGGGUGUUUUCCAGAAAUCCAAUCUCGCUACUUGGCUCGAUCGCAACGUCUACCAGUCCAACCUCUACAACCAGAGCAACUACCCCGACGGUUCAGACCGCGACGCUGAUGAUCUCCCCGGACUCAAGGACAUGACCCUCAAGGCAAUCGACGUGCUCCACAAGCGACACCGCAAGGAUGGUUGGUUCCUGAUGGCCGAGGCCGCCAGCAUCGACAAGCAGAUGCACACUCUGGACUAUGACCGGUCCCUAGGCGAGCUGCUCGAGCUCGACGAUACCGUGCGCGCAACAAUCGAGAAACUCGAGAAGCUUGGCCAGCUCGAAGACACCCUCAUCAUCGUCACAGCUGACCACGGCCACGGUUUCGACGUGACCGGAUCCGUCGACACGCAGUACAUGGAGGCGCAGGAGGACGACCGCAGCAAGCGCAAUGCGGUCGGAUACUAUGAGAACUCCGGCUUGUCGCAAUACACCGUCGCCGGAUCCAAUGCCUUGCGGUACUCCGAAGGCGUCCACUUCCCUGCCCAAUGGGACCCCCGAUACACCCUGCAAGCGGGUGUUGUUACUUUCCCUGAUCACCGCGAGGAUUACCGGGUUCACAGCGAGGGUCCCCGUACUCCUGCUACAAAGGACACGAAGAAGGGAUACGUUGCCAACUACAAGGAUGCCGUGAGUGGCUUCAUGGUCAAUGGAACUCUUCCCCUUGAUGCAGGACAGGGAGUCCACUCUUUGACGGAUGUGCCAGUCUUUGCCCGUGGCCCGUGUCAGGAGCUGUUUGGAGGUGUUUACAGCUCGAUUGACAUAUUUUUCAACAUGGCGGAAUGCCUGGGCUUGUCAGAGGCGAAGCACAGUGGCAAGCCUCCCCACGGUGGAAAGCACAAUUAG